AUGCCGCGUCUGCAUUUCACAACGUUGCAGUCCGCAAACACUGUUCGAGCCUUCUCCACUUCCAAACCGCUUGCAGAGAAGCCCCGGCGUAAAAACCCAUCGGUUAGGGUAUGGACCAAGCAUGGUCUUCAAUACGAAGAAAUGGUGCAAUCUGUUGCUCGGUUCGGUCCCCAAAGAGCCACUCUACCACCAAACCUUGAGGAAGUGCGACAGAAGUAUGGUUUGACCGAUAAAAAGUAUGACUCUUACUGGAGAAUGGUUGCGGACGCGAAGCUCCAGUCCGGCAGUGGUCACAGAUUCAGAUAUCUUAACAAAAAAGCCCAUAGUCAGCUGCUAUCCAUACUUCAGGGAUCAGAGGAAGUGAGCCACAAACAGCUGAUGCAUGACGCUCAAUCGAUUGCCGAUCGAACACAACAAUAUAUAGCACAAAACCGUGAGGUUAUGAUGCUGCAACGCCAGAAACAAGAUAUGAUUGAACUCAAAGCCUUUUUAGAGGAGAUCAGGAUACCUUCCGAGAUCCAGAGGGCAUUGAAGAACACCGAGGAUAAGAUUUAUGAGUUGCAGGAUCGCAUAAUACAGCGCAACCGGACGAAGCCGGUCAAACCGGGCAAAAAGUGGGGCGCAGUGUCAACAGACUCUAUUAGGCAGUUGCAAGAGCUUGACGAUAUUGACCGACUGCUUGAUGCCCAUAAGCAACAAGUCAACGAAAUUCGCGAACAAGCUCAAAAACUGGAAAAAAUCAGGACACGAAAAGAAGAGAUUUUGGCGGAGAAGCGUUUGCUACUGAAGCAGCUUGAAGAGCACGAGAAUGAAGAGCGGGAGGCUAAGAGAAUUCCCAUACCCGUGGAUACCAAUGAUCAGAAGAACCAGCCGACUUCGAAGAGUUUGGACUCUAUACUCGAUCAAGCAAUGAAGAGGGUUGGCAAGGGCUGGGAGGAGCCAAAGCUACAAAGUACUGAUCUUGAUUCCGAGAGCAUAAGAGCAACAGCACCGGUAAACGAGGGUACCGCUAUACAACUUCGGAAGCCUGGAAUAGGUUCAGUAUCUAUAUUGACUCGAUCAAAGUCCGAAGAUAAAGACCAAGACAUAAAUGGCAACGACAUGAAUCCGAUCACUUUCACUGCAUCCAGGCCGAGUGAUAGCCUGCAUUUGCAGGUUCCCACUGCAGGAUUUAUUCCUAUUGACGAGAAUCUCAUUGUCACGUUUGAGGGUUCGGUCCCAGAACUCCAAUCCUAUGUGUUCGAAAUGGCUCAGCGCCUCAAAAGCUCGUAUCCGCGUAUCGACACGCUGCCAUACAAUGUGUGGACCAGUCAGAACAAAGCGACAUUGCAGACGUGGCUGAAGAUUAUGGUGAAGAAGUGGCAGACGCGAUUCGACACCAUUGGCCAGGUAGAGAAAGACAUCAUGGAUGGGCGUAUUCAAGCUGUGCUUGAUCGAAUGGUUCGCGAUCACGAUCUCAGCAACGAAGCUGCAGAACGAAUGGCAGUGCGUUGGCACCAAGUCUUUGCGAAUAGAGGCAAAAUGCAUGGAGAUGCAGAGGGAUCGAUGAACUGGGAUGAGUUUCAAGCCGAAGGCCUUGGAUUCUUGACCAACGAGACGGAGUCUGAGGUACCAUCACAACAGGGACAAGCAGAAGCCAGGACGAUACCAGCAACGCUCUCAAGCACGAAUAAGAGACCAAGUCUACACGAAGAUUUGGGAAGCCAGGUUUCUCAUGAAUCCACUACGCGCAAAAUGUACUCGACCUCUUCGCGGUCAACACCACCAGCUCACGACCUCACAUUGCAGCCAAAAGAGAAGGAAAAGGAUGACGAGAAAGAAUCACCAGCACCAUACCUACCACACCUUACCCCCUCGGGAUCCGCACACAUGGUAUCUGUGUCUACAAAACAACACACCAUCCGCACCGCCAUCGCCAUCGGCUCAAUCCACUUCACAAACCCAACCCCUCUCUCCCUCAUCCGCUCCAACACCGCUAAAAAGGGCGACGUCCUAGGCGUAUCCCGCAUAGCUGGCAUCAUGGCCGCGAAAAAAUGCCCAGACCUAAUACCCCUGUGUCACCCCAUCCCACUCACACACGUCAGCGUCGAACUUGCUCCUUUCUCCGACGGACACGGAGGCGUAAAAAUCGAAGCCAAAGUCCAGUGUACGGGGCAGACAGGCGUGGAAAUGGAAGCGCUGACGGCUGUCAUGGGCGCGGCACUGAGUGUGGUUGAUAUGUGCAAGGCGGUGGAUAGGUUUCAGAGGGUGGAUGGGGUGAGAGUGGUGUUUAAGGAGGGGGGAAAGAGUGGGGUGUGGAGGGAGGAGGGGUGGAAGAGUUGGCAAGAGUAG
This is a messenger RNA of Bipolaris zeicola 26-R-13, 2331 nucleotides long. RefSeq lists its product as uncharacterized. Bases 1 to 2331 code for a protein of 776 amino acids. NCBI's taxonomy places the organism in Eukaryota, Fungi, Ascomycota, Dothideomycetes, Pleosporales, Pleosporaceae. Gene Ontology annotation, biological process: Mo-molybdopterin cofactor biosynthetic process. The transcript has a single exon. The record is from RefSeq and is a predicted model, not a curated record.